AUGCACUACCCCAACACACCCUCCAGCUCUGGCUCUGGCUCCGGUUCCAGUCACAGGUCUCGUGUUCCCCAGGCUCCGAAUGCGCCUUACAUGAACCCCCGCGACCUGCCUCCGUCUCCCCAGACGCCGUCCACCGUCCUCUCCGGCCGAGGCCUGCCGCCCUCCACGCCGUACAUGCACUCGGUCGGCCUCCCGACUCCGCCGGCGCAAUAUGUCUCCCAUGGGCUCAUGACUCCCCCCACUACCCCAGUCAGGCCCCGUGGGUCCGGAGCCGCGACGCAGAUGCAUGCACUCCUCUCUGUGCAACCCCCGCUGUACUUUGACAUCUCGCGGUCACCCGAGGAAAUUCAAGUCUACGCACCUCGGUCUUCGCGGUCCCUUUCGGAGUCGGCAACGCAGCCCGGGACGACCUGUGUGGUCAUAAAUGUCAUCGAUGUCUUCGCAAUCCAAGUCCGCGCUCAGCCCGGUGCAAGCGUUACCGUCGCCGAGGUCCUCAGCCACCUCGCACAUGGGAUGGCCAGACAGGCCGAGCAACACGAAAUCUCCUGCUUCCCUCCUGCAGUGCAGGACCACGUGAUUGCGCGCUGCCAGAUUAGCGUCCACGGCCGAAAGUCGUCCUUCAUCAAGCGCGUCGACCUCCUGGGUCCGCGUGUGAUCUUCGCCGGCCUGGAGGUCACCAAUGUGGCCGCGGGCGUCGUCUAUUGCGACGUGAGGCUCCUCGCUCGAGGCUCCCGCUGA
Messenger RNA from Fibroporia radiculosa, 738 nucleotides. RefSeq lists its product as uncharacterized. The transcript has 2 exons. Lineage: Eukaryota; Fungi; Basidiomycota; Agaricomycetes; Polyporales; Fibroporiaceae. The record is from RefSeq and is a predicted model, not a curated record. The coding region runs from base 1 to 738 and encodes 245 amino acids.